This is a messenger RNA of Kwoniella shivajii, 420 nucleotides long. Its product is annotated as ribosomal protein S16. Gene Ontology annotation, molecular function: structural constituent of ribosome. The transcript is spliced from 2 exons. Gene Ontology annotation, cellular component: mitochondrial small ribosomal subunit; ribosome. The record is from RefSeq and is a predicted model, not a curated record. Gene Ontology annotation, biological process: mitochondrial translation. NCBI's taxonomy places the organism in Eukaryota, Fungi, Basidiomycota, Tremellomycetes, Tremellales, Cryptococcaceae. Bases 1 to 420 code for a protein of 139 amino acids.
AUGCCUGUCCGACUCCGUCUUGCUCGACACGGCCACAAGAAACAACCAAUAUAUCAUAUAGUAGCCAUAAAUUCCAAACGACCUCGUGAGGGUAGACCUUUAGAAACUCUGGGGACGUAUGAUCCGAUCCCACGAUUGAGAGAAGGUGUACAAGUCCCACCUUCAGCAAAUGUAUUUGGAGUAUUGGCGGAACAAGAAGGGUUAAUCACCAAGGAGAAGAAAAUCGAAUGGAAUGUGGAAAGGAUUAGGUAUUGGUUGGGUGUCGGUGCAGAACCCACUAGGACUGUAGUGAAGCUACUUGAAAGAGGAGGCGUAUUGACUACACCUCAUAAAUGGCAACAUCAAUGGUCACCCACUCCUACAACAUCGUCGAUAUUACAACAACAAAUUCAAACUCCAUCACAACCGAUAUCACAAUAA